AAGAAAGGGCUCGCGGCAUUUAGGUGUCCUUCACCGGACUGAACAAAUGUUGCAUUCCUUCUCUUCACUUCAAAGGUUUUCUGUAUUCAUGGCAUCCAAACCUCAACGCUUCCAUCAAAUUGCAGGGACCAACUUUCAGAGCUCAACAAAGAGGGUUAGAACCAUGGCCACAGCCAUUGAACCUGCUAUGAAGGACUCCUUUUCCAGAUACGCUGAAUAUCUCAAUGACCUUAAUGACAAACGGGACAGAGUAGUCAAAGCAAGUCGUGAUGUAACAAUGAAUAGCAAAAAGGUCAUAUUUCAAGUGCACAGGAUGAGUAAAUACAAUAAAGUGGAAGUACUUGAGAAAGCUGAAAAGGAUUUAGUAGCUGUGACAGAUCAGUACAUGUCACGACUAGUUAAAGAAUUGCAGGGAACUGAUUUUUGGAAACUAAGACGAGCGUACUCACCCGGGAUACAGGAGUAUGUUGAAGCAGCUACAUUCUGUGGUUUCUGCAAAAAUGGAACUCUUUUGAAACUUGAUGAGAUAAACAAGACUUUGUUACCACUUAGUGAUCCAUCUCUUCAGCCACUGCAGAUAAAUAUCCUUGACUAUCUAUUAGGGGUAGCAGAUUUGACUGGAGAGCUGAUGCGUUUAGCAAUAGGUAUGAUAUCAGAUGGUGAACUUGAAUUUGCUGAGAAGAUAUGCACAUUUGCACGCGAUAUAUACAGAGAGCUUACGCUUGUAGUGCCACAUAUGGAUGACAGUUCUGAUAUGAAAACAAAGAUGGAUAUAAUGCUCCAAAGUGUCAUGAAAAUAGAGAACGCUUGCUUUAGUGUUCAUGUGAGAGGGUCAGAGUAUAUUCCACUUCUUGGAUCCAACGAUACAAGUUCUUUCUUAGUGGGAGUUCCGGAUAUUGAAAUAUGAGUUAUUCAUUGGACGCGUUGUGAAAUCUGUCAAUGAGAGAAUAGUCUGCUAGAUGGUUUUAGAGGUUGGUGUCACUGCAUGGACCAAUCUCAACAAUAUUUUGCGUAAGCUUCACAUGAUCAUCGAAGAGAAAAUUUAAGCUGAUUCUAAGCGAAGAUGACAAUGUACGCAUCUCAUUUUAUUUGAAAAGGUUGAUCAUUUCACAUGAUGUUAUUAAACUUGUACUAAAUCAUCCGAGAUUAAAGAAAUUGACAUUAAGUUUGAAUUAUGCUACCAUAUAAACAUUUCAGUUUUCUUUUCAGUUUAUCAUCA
Messenger RNA from Cajanus cajan (pigeon pea), 1219 nucleotides. RefSeq names its product Translin family protein. Lineage: Eukaryota; Viridiplantae; Streptophyta; Magnoliopsida; Fabales; Fabaceae. The record is from RefSeq and is a predicted model, not a curated record. Gene Ontology annotation, molecular function: sequence-specific DNA binding.